This is a messenger RNA of Conger conger (European conger), 3748 nucleotides long. RefSeq names its product probable ATP-dependent RNA helicase DDX17. NCBI's taxonomy places the organism in Eukaryota, Metazoa, Chordata, Actinopteri, Anguilliformes, Congridae. Bases 281 to 2290 code for a protein of 669 amino acids. The transcript has 13 exons. Gene Ontology annotation, biological process: alternative mRNA splicing, via spliceosome. Gene Ontology annotation, cellular component: cytoplasm; nucleus; ribonucleoprotein complex. Gene Ontology annotation, molecular function: ATP binding; RNA helicase activity; RNA binding. The record is from RefSeq and is a predicted model, not a curated record.
UUCUUACGUUUGUCGAUUGUGCCGCCAUCUUCUCUGCAAAACAUUGCUGAAGACGGGACACUGAGAAAAUAACAACCGCAGUUACGACUUUGGUAUUUAUUGCUGUAGUUACUACACAUAUUCAAAUACAUACUUAUUUGAGUGUUUAUUCUAAGCCUUGAUUAUCUUAAGAAAGUUUAACAUUUGUAAGGUGAACUAAAAUAUCGUUGAGGAGGUUGAGCAUUACUUUGGAAAGUUAUUUAGUGUUAGCGAGCUAGCUAGUAUUUUUUGUGUGUAGGAAAUGAGGGGAAGUUCAUCGUAUGGAGACAGAGAUCGGGACCGCGGACGUGACCGAGGUCCUCGCUUUGGGUCGAGUCGGGGUGGACCCCCUCCCACCAAGAAGUUUGGGAACCCAGGGGAGCGUCUGCGGAAGAAGAAGUGGGACCUGGACGAGCUGCCCAAGUUUGAGAAGAACUUUUACACCGAGCACCCGGAGGUGCAGCGCUUGAGCCAGUAUGACAUCGACGAUUUUCGCAGGAAGAAGGAGAUCACGCUCCGGGGAACAGGCGGCCCGAAGCCGGUCACCAGCUUUCACCAGGCUCAGUUCCCCCAGUACGUGUUGGACGUUUUGGUGCAGCAGAACUUCAAGGAGCCCACGGCCAUUCAGGCUCAGGGUUUCCCUCUGGCUCUCAGCGGGAGGGACAUGGUGGGCAUCGCCCAGACUGGGUCUGGGAAGACACUGGCGUAUCUUCUGCCAGCUAUAGUGCACAUUAACCACCAGCCUUACCUGGAACGAGGGGAUGGACCCAUUUGCCUGGUUCUCGCUCCCACUCGAGAGCUGGCCCAGCAGGUGCAGCAGGUGGCGUUUGAAUACGGGAAGUCCUCCCGCAUCAAGAGCACCUGUGUGUACGGGGGAGCGCCCAAGGGCCCGCAGAUACGAGACCUGGAGAGAGGAGUGGAGAUUUGCAUCGCCACCCCCGGGCGUCUCAUCGACUUCCUGGAGGCGGGGAAGACCAACCUGCGGCGCUGCACCUACCUGGUGCUGGAUGAGGCCGACCGCAUGCUGGACAUGGGCUUCGAGCCGCAGAUCCGCAAGAUCGUGGACCAGAUCCGGCCUGACCGGCAGACGCUGAUGUGGAGCGCCACCUGGCCCAAGGAGGUGAGGCAGCUGGCGGAGGACUUCCUGCGGGACUACGUGCAGAUCAACGUGGGCGCCCUGGAGCUCAGCGCCAACCACAACAUCCUGCAGAUUGUGGACGUCUGCAUGGAGAACGAGAAGGACAACAAACUGAUCCAGCUGAUGGAGGAGAUCAUGGCCGAGAAGGAGAACAAGACCAUCAUCUUUGUGGAGACGAAGAAGCGCUGUGAUGAGCUCACCCGCCGCAUGAGGAGAGAUGGCUGGCCUGCAAUGUGCAUCCAUGGUGACAAGAGCCAGCCCGAGAGAGACUGGGUCCUGACCGAGUUCCGUAGUGGCAAAGCCCCAAUUCUCAUUGCCACUGAUGUGGCAUCCCGUGGUCUAGACGUGGAGGAUGUUAAGUUUGUCAUCAACUACGACUACCCCAACUCCUCGGAGGACUACGUUCACAGGAUCGGCCGCACGGCCCGCAGCACCAACAAGGGCACGGCCUACACCUUCUUCACCCCCGGGAACCUGCGGCAGGCGCGCGACCUGGUGCGCGUGCUGGAGGAGGCCCGGCAGGCCAUCAACCCCAAGCUGCUGCAGCUGGUGGACUCCGGCCGCGGAGGAGGAGGGGGUGGCAGGUCCCGUUACCGGCCCACCGGCUCAAACUCCAACAACCCCAACAUGAUGUACCAGGACGAGUGUGACCGGCGCAUGCGCACCGUGGGCGGGGGCAAGGACAGCCGGGACGGGCGGGGCACGGGGGCCGGCCGGGACGGGGACCGCUCCUCCUCCUCGUCCUCCUCCUACAGGGACCGCGGCAGGGACAGCCGCAGCGGGGGCAGCUACGGGGCGGGGACCAACUCCACUCCGUCUUUCGGAGGCGUGGGAGAGCAGUAUCAGAGCUACAGCGGGAGCGGGGGCAGCCAGUACAACUCCAGGGCCGGGCCCCAGGGCGGGGCCAGCGCGCCCGGGGCGGCCAGCGGGGGGCCGGAGCAGGCGGUUCCGCAGCAGGGGCAGUUCGGGAACAUGGGCAGCAGGCCUGGCCAGCCCCCGGCCCCUCCGGGGGGGCCGCAGCCCCUGAUGGCGCAGCAGUUCAACCCGCCCCAGCCCAUACUGGGCUUCAUUGGACAGGGCCCCUACCAGUUUGCCCCUCCACCUCCCCCUCCUCCUCCCCCACCUCGAAAAUAAAGGUGGGGAACGCCCUCCUUCCUCAUAGCCAUUACGUUGUAGACAUGCUUACCCGUAUUUUCCAGGGGUUCAUUACGGUGGAGAAUUCCUGGUUGUUGGUCUUGUUCAGGGGACUGGGGAGAAAGAGCUGAGUGGGAUAAAGUUUAGGUUGAUAAGAUUUAUUUCAUGCUUAAAGAAGCCAUCCUAGUUUUUGCUUAGUUUAAGUACAUUUGGACGUUUUCAGUUGAAGCUCUUUCUCAAGGCCGCAACUUUUCUUCACCUUGGUGUUGAAAAGGCCUCAAAAUGGCCACAACACUCAACAUUAGCAGUGAGUGAAAUGUUUGAAUAGUGUCAUGAAUAGUCCAGUACAGUACUCAUUGCAUAUCAAUGGGUUUUGGACUGAUUUCUAGUAUUUUCAGAAAUAGAAGAAAGGGAUUAGGAUUUUGUGGGUGUGUUGAACUGUUCAGCGUUCAGUUUGGCUGUAAUUCUAAUGGGACUGAAGGGGUUGGAGGCUUGAGGGAGACGCUAAGAAAUGGCAUUUUGUCAUUUGUAAGUUGCUUUUCCCCUCUGUGACUGCUUUGAUUUGUGUACCCUUGGUGAAGGAAUCAGAUGUCAAAUUGAAAAUGCAACACAAACAAUUUCAGCAAAGGUACAAUUUGGCCAAAGACAAGAAAAUUAAAUGUGUUUCUGUUCAUCCAAUAUCCACCCAGCAAUUUGCUUUUAUUUCUGAGGUGUUCUUUUCCAUUUCCGACCACACCAUAUUUCAUGCACCAUGUAAGUAUUCAGUGGUGUGAUCAGGCUAGAAUUGCUGUAAUUGAUCAAUGAUGCAUUGGUUUUUGUAUCAGUUUAACUCUGCUUUCAGUAGUCUUAGGCUUUUUUUGUCUGCAACAUGUAUACUUUUGCUGUAGUGAAUGUAUUUUACUUUUGCUUUUCGGUCUUAUAAGAGGUAGGUGUUUCACUUAUUAUUCUCUUUCCAUUUUCAUUCCUGUGGGGGUACAUUGGGGAAUUUACACUAGUUUAUUCCUUCCUGUUCUUGGGGUGAGUCCCUGUAUCUGCCAUACAGGCUUGAGUUCUUUCUGUUGUGAACCUAAUGGAUCAUUUUUAAUUGUGCAUUUUAGCUCUUUGGGGUGGGGAACAAAACCCCCAAAGAUCCUGUCUGUGCAGGGAUGCUAGAAUGAACAAUUGGUUAUGUUCCUCUGGUCAUAAUUUCCCCCCCUUUUUCAUAUUUGUGCAGUUACAGCCGUUACCACUUCCAUUACGGCCAGCAUAGACUUUGUCUUUUGCAUGUUGUUCAAGCCUUAUGCUAGGGCAAAUGUGAGACCACGGUGGUGUAGUAAUCAAGAACACUGGUGAUUAAUACAGCCCCUUCCAAAGCACAACAAUGAAAACGAUUGAAAUAGAUGAGCUUUGUGUAGCAGUUUUCAUGUUGACUUUUUAUACUGUUUGUUUUUCCAGGAUUUGAAUAAAGAUUUGAUCCUU